CCGCACUUGGGGUACACGCGCUUCAACUUCGGUUGGUGUGUGUCGAAGAAACCCGACAGCGACCAGCGGAGAAGUCCACCGAGCCUCGCGGAAAGUCCGCUGAGCAGCUCCGUCCGCUCUCCGGGCGGCGGAGCACCCAGCGGGUCCCACGCCUGGCCAGGUGUGGGACUCGGGCUUCCUGUCUUCGCAGAGGAGUCCUCGCGUGGUGAGUAUGCGAAACAAGCGGGUUUUGAAAACAAAGAGGAGGAGGGGUGGAAGAGGGCGCCACGAUCCAGGCCGCCAACCUCAGAGGAGUGGAGCGACACCGACACCUGGGAGGUCCCCUCCCACCCCAGCAGUUCUCAUGGGUCCCGCUGACUGCCCACCACCGCCUCCUCCCCCUCCCCCCAACAACAACAACAAUAACAACAACAGCAACUCCAGACCCAGUGGCCACAAGAGCCCCUGCGUGCCCAACAUGACCGAACGCAGGCGGGACGAGCUCUCUGAAGAGAUCAGUAACUUGAGAGAGAAGGUCAUCCGGCAGUCAGAGAACAGCAACCUGCAGAACCAGGUGCAGAAACUCACCGAGGAGAACGGCACUCUCUGCGAGCAGGUGGAACCGACCUCUCAGGAUAACCAGGAUGACAUCGAGCUGCAAGGUGCUGCAGCGGCUGCUGUCCCGUCCACCCCCACCGAGGAAGAGUGCCCAGAAGACUUUCCUGAGAAGUUUGAUGGCAACCCCGACACGCUGUCUCCUUUCAUGUCCCAGUGCCAGAUCUUUAUGGAGAAGGGCACCAGAGAUUUCUCAGUUGACCGUAUCCGGGUCUGCUUCGUGACAAGCAUGUUGACCGGCCGUGCUGCCCGCUGGGCUUCCGCAAAGCUGGAGCGAUCCAACUACCUGAUGCACAACUACCCAGCCUUCAUGAUGGAAAUGAAGCAUGUCUUUGAAGACCCCCAGAGGCGUGAGGCUGCCAAACGCAAGAUCAGACGUCUGCGCCAAGGCAUGGGGUCUGUCAUCGACUAUUCCAACGCUUUCCAGAUGAUUGCCCAGGACCUGGAUUGGAAUGAGCCUGCGCUGAUUGACCAGUACCACGAGGGCCUCAGUGACCGCAUUCAGGAGGAGCUGUCCCACCUCGAGGUUGCCAAGUCCCUGUCUGCCCUGAUCGGCCAGUGCAUUCACAUCGAGAGGAGGCUGGCCAGAGCCGCUGCUGCCCGCAAGCCCCGCUCCCCACCCCGGGCGCUGGUCCUGCCUCACCACCACCAGGUCGAUCCCACCGAGCCCAUUGGAGGCGCCCGCAUGCGCCUCACCCAGGAGGAGAAGGAAAGGCGCCGCAAGCUCAACCUCUGCCUCUACUGUGGAAACGGAGGGCACUAUGCCGACAACUGUCCUGCCAAGGCCUCCAAGUCUUCACGCGGGAAACUCCCCGGCCCCGCUGUAGAGGGACCAUCAGCGACCGGGCCAGAAAUCCUAAGGUCCCAAGAUGAUUCACUAUCACCCCACUUACAAGUAAUGCUCCAGAUCCAUCUCCCAGGCAGACACACCCUGUUCGUCCGAGCCAUGGUCGAUUCGGGUGCUUCCGGCAACUUCAUCGAUCACGAAUACGUUGCCCAAAACAGAAUUCCCCUGAGAGUCAAGGACUGGCCAAUACUCGUGGAGGCAAUCGAUGGGCGCCCCAUCGCAUCAGGCCCGAUUGUCCACGAAACCCACAACCUGAUAGUCGACCUGGGAGAUCACCGCGAGGUGCUGUCCUUCGAUGUGACCCAGUCUCCAUUUUUUCCCAUUGUCCUGGGGGUUCGCUGGCUGAGCACACAUGAUCCCAACAUCACCUGGAGCACUGGAUCUAUCCUGUUCGACUCCGAGUACUGCCGAUAUCACUGCCGGAUGUUUUCUCCAAUACCUCCAUCACUGCCACCACCAGCGCCCCACCCAUCGCUUUAUUACCCAGUGGAUGGGUACAGAGUUUACCAACCAGUGAGAUACUACUACGUCCAGAAUGUGUACACUCCAGUAGAUGAACACGUCUACCCAGAUCACCGGCUGGUUGAUCCCCGCAUUGAGAUGAUCCCUGGAGCACACAGCAUCCCCAGCGGACACGUGUAUUCACUGUCCGAACCCGAGAUGGCAGCUCUUCGCAACUUUGUGGCCAGAAAUGUGAAGGAUGGUCUGAUCACCCCAACAAUUGCACCAAACGGAGCUCAGGUUCUCCAGGUGAAGAGGGGGUGGAAGCUGCAGGUAUCUUAUGAUUGCCGAUCUCCAAACAAUUUCACUAUCCAGCAUCAGUAUCCUUGCCUGACUAUUCCAAAUUUAGAUGACCAAGCACACCUGGCAACGUAUACCGAGUAUAUUCCUGAAAUUCCUGGAUACCAGUCAUACCCUGCAUAUGCCAACUACCCUACCUACCCAGUGGGAUUUGCAUGGUACCCAGUGGGACGAGAUAAUCAAGGAAGAGCUCUCUAUGUCCCUGUCAUGAUCACUUGGAAUCCACACUGGUACCGUCAGCCUCCAGUACCCCAGUAUCCGCCCCCACAGCCACCACCCCCACCACCGCCGCCUCCACCACCUCCCUCCUACAGUACAUUGUAAAUACCUGUCAUGUUCUUCAGGGUCUCCGCCCUCAAAGUUUAUUCCUGUGCAACUUCUCUGUAACUGUGCAAAAUUGAGUGACUAUAUCUUUAGGCCACCUGAGGCAUAUCGUCUCUGAAAGGCUACGGACAGUCAGGGCCACCUUGAUUGAACUGGUACACAUUCUAAAGCACUAAAUGACCCUCAGCAAUUCUGGGAGCAACAGAAUACCAACAAAUUAUCUCUCAGUUUUGAGCCUUGACUGCCAAUAUGUUUACCGUUGCCUGGCAUUUACCUGGGGAAACUUCUGUCACCAUCUAAAUUAUAGGCUGCCAAAUUUCUUUACAGAAAAGCUGAUGCACACACAGGAAAUCAUGAUUUCUUCAUGGAGGGGGAGAUAAGACGAAGGAAGACAUGACCUUUCUUGCAGUUUUGGUCCUUUACAGUAUUGGAGACCAACGCCUUAUAAAGGAAGCCACAAUUAACUGGUGCAGUGUGGAAAGGCUUCCGUGAUUCUCUUGCUGCACCCAUGGAAACUUCACCAUCUUCGAACUCCACUUUCAUGAUUCCUUAAUUCUCAAGGAACAGCAACUGGACUGGUUCUCCUAGGAGCAGGUAAACCCCCUGCAACAUGGAGCACCUCAGGCCUGAAAAGGAAGUGCUCUCUCAGACAGACUUGCAUGUUAAAGAGUGUGCCUUCACAUCCUGGUGCAAAUCACAUGUACCCAAGAGCUCUGGCUUUGACACAACAUCUGUCACCAUGCCAGUAAUGGCUCCCAUACAGUGUUAGCCUGGCAAGCAGAGACUGCCAGUAGCUCCAGGCAUGUUAGGUCUUUGUCACCACCUCUCAAUCAUGUCUGAGGGCUAAAAGUAACAAAUCAAAAGGACUUCUAAGUCCUGUACCCAACUCUUAAAGGUACUGGUACUUCAGAAAGAAUUUUCACAAGUGUUGUCAAUUGGCUGAAUUUUUGAAGCAUCUGCCUGUGACUCUGCCAUCUGCAUCUGGGCAUUCCACCCCUUCAUCCGAUGAAGCAUUAGGAUGUUUAGAGAGGGGAAAUGAUUUAGCACCCAAACCUGUGCAUGGGAGGAAUUAGAGCUCUGGGCACUGCCUAAAUGACCAGAGUCUGACAAGAAGCUGCCAAUGGAUGAGAGGCCUCAGUCACACGACUCAGUCCAGUUAUACUUCUGUGUCUCGUGGGUGCUUUGUGCUGAGCUGGGACUGCCUCACCAUCUUUUAGCCUGGUCCCUUGCUACUGCCUUGACCCAUUUGUCUACCCUCUCUCUUUCUUGAAUUCUGUACUACUGCCAUUAAUCCUGCUGCAGGAUCUGUGUCACCUUCCUGCCCGGUUGCUGAGACUCCAUGCUGCUGCCAUACACGGAGGCAGGCUCGAGGAAGUACAUGUUUCAACAUGCGGAGUCUCCAAUUGCCAAAUCAGGUUGAGCAGUAGGAAACCACAUGCUUUACAUUUCUAAUUGCCAGCCAUGAAGCAGAGUCUUUACGGUGAAGUUUCUUUUUCCAUCAGCAUCACCUUUCACAUCCUCAUUACCAUUUCCCCUUAUCCCUGCAUGUUUAAAUACAUCCGAGUUUUAGCUGUACUAGCAUCCUUUGACGGUGUUUCAAAGUGGUGACUAUGCUUUCAGAAAUUUCCAUUGAAUUACAAAGUACUAUUCUUAUUUAAACUGAGUAAAGAUGACAUAGAAUAUUUCCCUACUGUGAAUUUCUUACAGCACUGUGAAUGAGAGGUUUCCCAGAAGUGGAGUGUUUGUAAAAUAGUUUAUCUUGUUCAUCCUCAAUCUUCAAUUUUAAUAUCAU
Molecule: messenger RNA, 4358 nt
Organism: Fukomys damarensis (Damara mole-rat)
Lineage: Eukaryota; Metazoa; Chordata; Mammalia; Rodentia; Bathyergidae
Gene: Peg10
Product: paternally expressed 10
Cellular component (GO): cytosol
Molecular function (GO): nucleic acid binding; zinc ion binding
Source: RefSeq, a predicted model, not a curated record